Messenger RNA from Leptonychotes weddellii (Weddell seal), 2048 nucleotides. The record is from RefSeq and is a predicted model, not a curated record. Lineage: Eukaryota; Metazoa; Chordata; Mammalia; Carnivora; Phocidae.
AUGGUGGAAUUGCAGAUGGAAGCUAUCCCUAAAGAUGAUUCUAUAUUAUCCGAGAGAAGGAGAGAACUCCACAAGGAAGUUGAAGUGGCUAAGAGGAAUCUGGCCCAACAGAAAAUCCUAUCAGAAGCUGAGUCCAAGUUAGUGGAACAACAACUUGCAGAAGAAAACAAGCUUUUAAAGGAGCAAGAAAACAUGCGAGAGCUUGUCUUCAACCUUGUCCGUAUGACUCAGAUCAAAAUUGAUGAGAAGGAGCAAAAAUCCAAGGAUUUCCUGAAAGCUCAGCAAAAAUAUACCAACAUUGUUAAGGAGAUCAAAGCAAAGGAUCUGGAAAUCAGAAUACACAAGAAGAAAAAACGUGAAAUUCAUCGGAGACUCAAAGAGUUUGCUAAACUGUAUGACACCAUCCGAAAUGAAAGAAACAAAUUUGUUAACUUACUUCACAAAGCUCACCAGAAAGUAAAUGAAAUAAAAGAAAGACAUAAGAUGUCAUUAAAUGAACUGGAAAUUUUAAGAAAUAGUGCAGUUACUCAAGAAAGAAAGUUACAAAAUUCCAUGCUGAAACAUGCCAACAAUGUCACUAUCCGAGAAAGCAUGCAAAAUGAUGUGUGCAAAAUUGUAGCAAAACUUCAGGAAAUGAAGGAGAAGAAGGAAACCCGGUUAAGUAACAUUGACAGACUUGCCACUAUGAUCACAACAAUUGAAGAGGAGAUGGUGCAGCUUCGCAAGAGAUACGAGAAAGCUGUUCAGCGUCGAAAUGAAAGUGGCGUUCAGCUGAUAGAACGGGAAGAGGAAGUGUGCAUCUUCUAUGAAAAAAUAAAUAUCCAAGAAAAGAUGAAGCUAAAUGGAGAAAUUGAAAUACAUGUCCUGGAAGAAAAGAUCCGGUUCCUGAAACUGAAGAUUGCUGAGAAACAAAGACAGAUUCACGUGACCCAGAAAUUACUGCCAACCAAGAGGGCCCUGGACGCCGACUUAGCAGUGCUCCAGAUUCAGUUUUCACAGUGUAUAGACAGAAUAAAAGACCUGGAGAAACGAUUUAUAAAUCCCGAGGAUGAGAACAGAAUCCGCUUCAUUCCAGGGAAAGAUAUGACCCAAGAACAAAUGAUCAAAAAAUUAGAUGUGCUGGAACUACAGCUGGCCAAGAAGGAGGAGAAGUUACUGGAAAAGGACUUCAUCUAUGAACAGGUGUCUCGGCUCACGGACAGGCUCUGCAGCAAAACUCAGGCCUACAAGCAGGACACACUGCUCUUAGCCAAGAAGAUGAAUGGCUACCGGAAAAAGAUCAAAGAUGCUACGGAACAAACAAUGGCUCUUGUUGCUGAGCUGUCCAUGAAACAAGCUCUGGCCAUUGAACUCCAGAAGGAAGUCAGGGAGAAAGAAGACUUCAUCUUCUCUUGCAGUUCCAGGAUAGAAAAGGGCCUGCCACUCAAUAAAAACAUUGAGAAGGAAUGGUUGAAGGUACUUCGAGAUGAAGAAAUGUAUGCCUUGGCCAUCGCUGAAAAGUCUCGGGAGUUCUUGGUAGCAGAUAACCACCAGCUGCCCAAUGGUGUUUACACAACUGCAGAGCCACGUCCCAAUGCCUACAUCCCAGAGGCCGAGGCCACUCUUCCUUUGCCCAAACCAUAUGGCGCAUUGGCUCCUUUCAAGCCCAGUGAACCGGGGGCCAAUAUGAGGCACAUAAGGAAACCUGUUACAAAGCCAAUUGAAAUCUGAGCAUGUGAACCAAUCUGGGCUUCUGAAGGAGACACUUUAACCAGGCUGCCUCAUAUGCCCAGCUGGAAAGUUCCAGUGUAAUAGCUCUAAAUUACAGACAAAUGCAGUAUCCACAAUCGACCAACAACGGAGAACAACAUGGCUUCCUUUUACACUCAUCAGCUAUUAUAUUUUACAUGAUGUUAAGUAGGACAUAGAAUUUUCCUACAAUUAUGUCAAAGCAUAUUUCUGUAUUGUUCAUUUUUUUCUUUUUCACUCUAUAUAUUGACUACCUUUCAGAAAUACAUAGUAGUCCAGGUGCUAUAAAAAUAAAUCAAUUUUCAAUGCAGUACAGAAAU